AUGAAAGGCCUGUCCAGUAGCCGGGGUCACCAUCAUGUGGUCUCCUAUGAACCAUCAUAUGAUCCACUGGGUCACCAUGUUGACCGCAAGCCAUAUUUGAUCAGUCAGAUGGACAUGCCUGUGCCCAUUCCCAUGCCACAUCCAGCUGAGCUGCCCUACUACAAUGCUCAGCGUACCUCAUACCCCUCUGACAGCAACAGCAUCGUCCCAUAUGGAACCUUCCCCAGGAGGUGCCACUCUACCUCCUCAUCUCACCAUCCUGAGGUAAAGGAUGAGUGUAUGGCCAUGGUACCAUAUGUAGGAGGUGGAGGAGGAGGAGGUGGUGGAGGAGGAGGAGGUGGAGGAGGCUAUGGGGGUAAAACGCCCACUCGGGUACCAGCAAACUUUGUGGACCCGUUUGAGCGUCAGCCAUCAUUUUCCAGAGAUGGCUACCAUACAUUGCAAUACAAACGAGGAGUGCAGGCCCACAGUGGGGGGAUGGGGGCCAACAACAACAAUGACAGUCCAGGGAGAAUUCGCCAUCUUGUCCACUCAGUCCAGAAACUCUUCACCAAGUCACAUUCAUUGGAAGGGCCACACCACACACAGUCCUCCAAGGGGGCCAAUAAUGGGAGUGUUAAUGGUGGUGGUGGUGGCGGUGGAGGAGGUGGUGGUGGUGGCUCGAGGGCCAGCCCAGAAGGUGAAACUCCACCAGUGGGAGUGCGCCACCGGAAACGCAGUAAGAGCCGUGAGCGCUGUAGAUCAGCAGAGCCCAAGCAUCGAAGCCACCACCACCACCACCACCAGCUCCACGGCUCAGCAUCUGCUCCAGGCUCUGGAUACUGGAGCUCAGAUGACAACCUGGAACGGGAGCUGUGUCUCUACCACCCUCACCACCACCAACCUCCACCCUCACCCUCCCCCUCCAUUUCCCCCUCGCCUAUUGCCAUGACAAUAAGCCGAUAUCCUGGCAACAACCCAGACAAGUUCCCCCAGACUCCCCUCCCCAGUCUCUCCUCCUCGCAGUCCCAGCAGUACUUCAUGAUGGACCCUUACGGCACACUCAGCGAGCACACACACACCCACGCACACCAUGGCCACACACACCACCAUUCUGCACUCAAAGCCUCCCGGAGCAACAACGAUGUGAAGUAUGCAGCGUCGACAGCAUAUGUGCCAAUUAGUGGUAGCAGCAAUAACAGCGGUGGCGGUAUCGGUGGAGGAAGUGGCUCCUUGCUACCAGUGGGUCUUGUGGACGGGCCCCUUGCGAAGAAAGGGCCAUGGUCAUCAAGCCUAACGGUGAGCAGGGCCCGAGAGGUCUACACCAACAACAGCAGCCACAACCAGCCACGAGCCAGCGCAGGAUCCGGUAACCUAAACCUAGAUAGAGCUCUAGUCAAAUCUAAGGGCAGUCAGCAGCAGGAGCGCUCUUGCCAUUUCUUACAGGUACCUCAGGAUGAAUGGAGCAGCUUCUCUCCUCUAGGAAAGGAAGAUGACAUCCCCUGUCGGAGGAUGAGAAGCGGCAGCUAUGUGAAAGCCAUGGCUGAGGAUGACAGUGGAGAUUCUGAUGGAAGUCCCAAACCCUCUCCCAAGAUCCAAGCUCGGCGGGCCAGCUACCUGAAAGCCACACAGCCAUCACUUACUGAGAUGACCACUCUACAGAUUUCAGCUGAGCACUCCCCCAAACUGCAGAUCAGGAGCCACAGUUACCUGCGUGCGGUGAGUGAGGUUUCAAUCAAUAGAAGCCUGGACACCCUGGACCCCAAAACCCUCCUCGACCCCAAAUCACUGCUGUCCUCACCCCAAUACCGCUCACGCAAUGAAAGCUACAUGAGAGCCAUGAGCACCAUCAGUCAGAUUGAGCAGGUGUGUGAGCAGGUCUACAGUGAGAUGCAGUCUCAGGCCAUGGAGGCUGCCAUGGACAGCAUGGACACCAUGGACACACUGCCUAUGCCGGGAUGCUUCCGGAUGCGGAGCCACAGCUAUGUAAGAGCGAUUGACCAGGGCUGUGGGGAGGAGGAAGGAGAAGGAGGGAGACCACUGCUUCUGUUACCAUCCUCCCCACCACGUACAUCUGCAACUACCGUCAGGACCAUCCAGAGCAGCACAGUUUCAUCUUGCAUCACCACUUACAAGAAAACUCCUCCUCCAGUGCCACCCAGAACUUCAACCUGCUCCACAGCCUCCAAGCCAUACAUCUCCAUUACAGCCCAGAGCAGCACAGAGUCUGCACAGGAUGCCUACAUGGAAGAAGAGGGACCUAGAGGUGACAUGACCAUCCAAUCAGGGCUUAGUAACUCCACAGAAAGCAUUGACAGUAUGAAGGCCUUGACAGCUGCCAUAGAGGCUGCUAAUGCUCAGGUCCACGGACCAGCGAGUCAGCAUGUCAACAAUAGCACCAUGACAGUCAACACCACCAUCCCCUCAGUCCUGAGCAGGGGGCAAAUAGUUGAAGACCACCGGGAUGAUUAUAGGAAAGAUGCGCUCAGGAAGGGGAAAUGUCUCUCCAUAGGCAUCCAGGACCCCUCCAAGUUCACCUCUGUAGGUGUGCAAGUGGAAGAUGACAGAGGUGUGACAGCAGCUGUGCAGGCAGAUCUGGACAUGCCAGACCUACUAGACACACCUAUAAACUCCCCGGACACUGACAUGGAAGUACUGUCAUCUCGUGCCAUCCCUCGGCAAUAUUCCCGCGAUGCCGCCACUUCCACAGUCAGCAUCCAGGGCUCAGGGAACCACUACCAUGCCUGUGCCUCUGAUGACUAUGAGGAUGUGGGCUUUGACCCAUCCAUCCUUCCCCCUCCAGACCCAUGGAUAGACAGUGUAACAGAUGACCAACUUGAUGUGGUGCAGAGAUCAGUUUGCCAGAGAGAUGGACGGUGGUUUCUGAAGCUGCUGCAGGCUGAAACCGACCGCAUGGAAGGCUGGUGUCGACAGAUGGAACUCGACCAGCGAGAGAAUGACCUGCCUGAAGACAUCCUAGAGAAGAUGAGAAGUGCAAUGGGAAGUGCUCAGCUUCUGAUGUCCCAGAAGUUUGAACAGUUCAGGGAGCUGUGUGAGGAGAACCUGAACCCCAAAGCCCACCCUCGUCCAGUAGCCUCAGAUCUGGCCGGUUUUUGGGAUAUGCUUCAGUUGUCAAUCGAGAACAUAAGCCUCAAAUUUGACGAGCUUCACCAGCUCAGAGCCAACAACUGGCGGCCCUUGGAUCCCCCAGACAGAAAGGAGAGGCGGCUCCCACCUCCAGUGCCAAAAAAGCCACCCAAGGGCCCCCAACAUCAUCCCCCGCUGGCCAGAGACCGCUCACUGGAAAGCUCAGAGAAACAGCGGCAGGAGGCCAGGAAGCGCCUGUUGGCCGCCAAGAGAGCGGCAUCUGUACGACAAAACUCAGCUACAGAGAGCGCUGACAGCAUCGAGAUCUACAUCCCCGAGGCUCAGACAAGGCUAUGA
Molecule: messenger RNA, 3423 nt
Organism: Oreochromis aureus
Lineage: Eukaryota; Metazoa; Chordata; Actinopteri; Cichliformes; Cichlidae
Product: disks large-associated protein 1-like
Exons: 14
Coding region: 1-3423 (1140 amino acids)
Biological process (GO): signaling
Cellular component (GO): postsynaptic specialization; glutamatergic synapse
Molecular function (GO): molecular adaptor activity
Source: RefSeq, a predicted model, not a curated record